Molecule: messenger RNA, 831 nt
Organism: Lontra canadensis (Northern American river otter)
Lineage: Eukaryota; Metazoa; Chordata; Mammalia; Carnivora; Mustelidae
Gene: PMVK
Product: phosphomevalonate kinase
Exons: 5
Coding region: 95-757 (220 amino acids)
Biological process (GO): cholesterol biosynthetic process; isopentenyl diphosphate biosynthetic process, mevalonate pathway
Cellular component (GO): cytoplasm
Molecular function (GO): phosphomevalonate kinase activity
Source: RefSeq, a predicted model, not a curated record
GGCGUGUCCACGGCGGCCCUCUCUGCGGCUGCGCGGGCGCUGUCCCGGGGUCCCGGCGCGGGCGGGAGCCUGGACGGCGGGGGAAGGAGGCCGCAUGGCUCCGCAGCGAGGAGUCCCGUGCCUGGUGCUGCUGGUCAGCGGGAAGAGGAAGUCCGGGAAGGAUUUCGUGGCCGAGGCGCUGAGGAGCAGACUUGGCGAGGAUGUCUGUGCUGUCCUCCGACUCUCGUGUCCACUCAAGGAACAGUACGCUCAGGAGCAUGGCCUGGACUUCCAGAGACUCCUGGACGCCAGCGCCUACAAGGAGGCCUACCGGAGGGACAUGAUCCGCUGGGGAGAGGAGAAGCGCCAGGCAGACCCAGGCUUCUUCUGCAGGAAGGUCGUGGAGGGCGUCUCUCAGCCCAUCUGGCUGGUGAGUGACACACGGAGGCUGUCAGACAUCCAGUGGUUCCGGGAGGCCUAUGGGGCUAUGACACAGACGGUGCGCGUGGUGGCCUCGGAGCAGAGCCGACAGCAGCGUGGCUGGGAGUUCACCCCAGGGGUUGACGAUGCCGAGUCAGAGUGUGGCCUGGACGACUUUGGGGCCUUCGACUGGGUCCUUGAGAACCACGGGGACGAGCGGCGCCUGGAGGAGCAGCUGGAGAACCUGGUGGCGUUUGUCCAGUCCCGGCGUCCGUGCCAGGUCCCGGGAGCGGCGGACGCUGCGCCUCUCCCGGACGUGUGGUCUCCGACGCUGGCUGAGGGCCCGGCCAAUGCCUGACAAGCCAGGACACCGCGGGGACCUCGCCUCAGGCACAGGACCGCCCCGCCUCUUUAGGAGGAGACCAAAGGGCA